GUUUAGACAUGUUUGCAGUAACUGCAUCCCAGGUGAUAACUGUGUAGGAGACUGUGCUGGCUGUUGGGAUUAGAGUGCAAAUUUGGGAGCUGCUGCUGGCCUCAGAUUUCUAGGGCUCUGCACUCUUCGUUUAGUGAGAGCUUGUUCUUUGGUCCCUUCCUAAGCGUUCCAAGGUGAAUUUUGACCAUCUGCUGAGGAAAUGCACUUAACAGACUGUGAAGCCUGGUCUGAAGUGCUUACGUAUUCUAGAAUCUUCACCAAACUUUGUUAAUGCUGCUUAAAUUUUUAACAGGUGCUGGGCUGCAGCAUUGUGUAAUGUGUCUGUUCUGUUUAGAAAGGGACUUUCUGACAUUAUCAUGCAAUACCUUUAAACUUUCCUCUGGAAUGGGCACACGUGAAGAGGAGGAUGAGAGGCCUCUCUGCAUAGUUCUAGUGAGACAACACUUAUGGAGAGUAAAAUUGCUAUCAGAAGUCUGGUCAGAUACAUGCUCCUAUUUUUUUUUUUUUUUUUUUUUUCUUCUCGGCUUAAUAGCUGGUAGCUCAGAACUCCUGAGUAUUUUCUAAUAGUUGGAAUUAAUAACUGUAGUCCAGGUGACUGCCUGCUGGCCUGUUUCUCACUUCCCAGGUGGUUUGAACUGAGUAUUAAAUCAUAACUGAAAUAGCAGUUAUUAUGAAUACUCAGUAUGGAUAUACUGCUGUCGAUUAAUGCUGUCUAGGCUUUAUGUUCUUUUUGGAAGCUUACAACAGUAGCUAUAUUUGUCAGGGAAAUUACGGGAUAGCCUUGAGUGCACGGUGAUGUAAGAAGUAUGUGGUCAAGUUACAGCCGCAUUUAUUUUAUCCCAGAUUACUGUCUCAUUAAAAUACCAACCCACCCCCAGUGCUUAAAAUCAGAUUCAGUGUGGGCAUUUGGAUCGUGGAUGGGUGCACACUAACUGGGACUUUUCCAAUCCUCCUAGCCAGGCUUUCUUGCUCACUUGUGACUGGGAAACUACAGCAGUGACAAACAACUUGUUGCUUUCUGUGUGUUUUAAAGGAAAAGUUCUUGAUUAGUGCUUUUAGGAUGGCUUAGGAGUUGCUUGCUUGUAACUCCAGCCAGUUGCAGAACUGGCAAUUUUUUUUUUUUUUUGGGAUGGAGGGACACCAAAAGGUGUUGGUGGUUGAGGAUGUGUCAUAUUUCGUUUGUUCCUGACAUUUUUCUAUGCUGUGUUUCAGGAGUAGUGGAAGUGUCGGUCCGAAGUCCGUUGGCCUGCUGGUUCAGUGCAAUGCUUUAUUGCUUUGGGGGCUCAGUUUUGUCUUCCUUGAUGCUUGGUGAACCUCCAGUAGCAUUUCUGGCAAAGACCAUCAAUAUUCUGCUGGCAUCCUCAGUCUGGUAUCUAGUGUUUUACUGCCCAGAAGACAUAUUCUGCCGCUGCUUUUCCUUUCUGCCUCUUCGUCUUCUGGUGGCAGGAAUGAAGGAAGUGACAAGGACUUGGAAGAUCACAGAUGGCAUUGCACAUGCAGACAUUGUCUACAAAGAUGCCUGUCUUAUCAUGGUGGCUGUGGGCUGGGCCAGAGGUGCUGGUGGUGGCUUAAUUUCCAACUUUGAGCAGCUGGUGAGAGGAGUGUGGAAACCUGAAACCAAUGAGCUCCUGCAGAUGUCCUACCCUGUGAAGGUAACUUUGAUAGGAGCAGUUCUUUUCACCCUGCAACGCAGACGGUACUUGCCAGUAGCAAAGCACAACCUUGUGUUUUUAUACACCAUCUUUCUUGUUGUCUUCAAGGUAAAAAUGAUGUUGACAAGAUGUGCAACUUCUCCACUUGCUCCCAUUGAGGCUGCAGUGUGCCAAAUGUUUUUUGGCUCACGAAAGACCCCUUCCAAAGUGAAGGGUGAAAGUGCCACAUCUUCCAAUGGCUCUUCAGUCUGUGACCAGCCUUCUGAGCAGCACCAUGACGGUGCUAAGAAAAAACAAGCAAAGAAAACAGAAUAAGUGACUUGAAAUCCUUGUGAUGGUCAUGAAGAUGUGUGUCUUCCAGAUUAGGCUGGCUGAGAAGUUUCUCUAAGGAAAGGAGAACAGGGCUGUGUUGUGGUUUGCCUUUUUGGGGUGUGUUACGUAAGCGAUGUGUAAAUGCACAUGUUGGAUUUGUGAGUUUAAACUAUGAACUUCUAUAGUAGUUAAAAGUUUACUAAUUUUUGUACUUAUGACAACUUCAAAUGCUUAAAUGUUGAAAAGAUAGUUUCAAAAAUGUGACAAUCAUAUUUUUUUUCCUACUGUAUCACUUGUUUCACAUGUUCCUAUUCCCCAGUUCUUAUGUGUUAUUUUGAUAACACUGAUUUGUACUGUCAGGUUUUCACUGUAGCACGUCCCAAAUAAGAAAGUCAUUAAGUAAGGCUUAAUCACAUUGCACUGUGUAAAAUCAUAAAAAUGUACCGAUUUAAUGCCUUUAACUAGAAAAAUAACUGAAUUAUUGUUGUAAUUCACAUUGCAUUGGUCUAGAUUUUCUUCAUUUCCUAAAGUAAAUAUUUUUAAAUAUUUU
Motacilla alba alba is the source of this 2514-nucleotide messenger RNA. RefSeq names its product transmembrane protein 38B (gene TMEM38B). NCBI's taxonomy places the organism in Eukaryota, Metazoa, Chordata, Aves, Passeriformes, Motacillidae. The coding region runs from base 1164 to 1967 and encodes 267 amino acids. Gene Ontology annotation, biological process: potassium ion transmembrane transport. Gene Ontology annotation, molecular function: identical protein binding; potassium channel activity. The transcript has 6 exons. The record is from RefSeq and is a predicted model, not a curated record. Gene Ontology annotation, cellular component: membrane.